GUGCCCUCAGGCCUCAACCACCUCGUCGCAUUCCUCAAUUGCACUGCUAGGAGGGAGACAAUAGACAACCAAAAGGAGAAAAACACUAUGCCGAUUGGAGAGGUUGUACUGUCUGCCUUCAUGCAGGCACUCUUUGAGAAAGUGCUUGCUGCUACUAUCGGAGAGCUGAAAUUCCCUCGAGAUGUCACUGAAGAACUGCAGAGCUUGUCGAGCAUCCUGUCAAUAAUUCAAUCUCAUGUCGAAGAUGCGGAGGAGCGGCAAUUGAAGGAUAAGGUUGCACGCAGCUGGCUUGCAAAGCUCAAGGGUGUUGCGGAUGAGAUGGAUGACUUACUUGAUGAGUAUGCAGCUGAGACUCUGCGAUCCAAACUAGAAGGUCCAUCCAACCAUGACCAUCUGAAGAAGGUUAGGAGCUGUUUCUGCUGUUUUUGGUUGAACAAUUGUUUAUUUAACCAUAAGAUUGUCCAGCAAAUAAGGAAGAUUGAGGGGAAACUCGAUAGGCUUAUCAAAGAAAGACAGAUUAUUGGUCCAAACAUGAACAGUGGGACCGACAGGCAGGAGAUAAAGGAGAGGCCCAAAACAAGUUCACUGAUCGAUGACUCAAGUGUGUUUGGAAGAGAAGAAGAUAAAGAAACCAUUAUGAAGAUAUUGCUGGCCCCCAAUAACUCGGGCUAUGCCAACCUUUCUAUUAUUCCCAUAGUGGGCAUGGGGGGACUAGGAAAAACGACUCUAACACAGCUCAUCUACAAUGAUGAAAGAGUAAAGGAGCAUUUCCAGUUAAGGGUGUGGUUAUGUGUUUCUGAAAUUUUUGAUGAGAUGAAGCUUACCAAGGAAACAAUUGAAUCAGUUGCUAGUGGGUUCUCAUCAGCCACAACAAACAUGAACCUGCUUCAAGAAGACCUCUCAAGAAAGCUGCAAGGUAAAAGAUUUCUUCUAGUCCUUGAUGAUGUAUGGAAUGAGGAUCCUGAAAAAUGGGACAGAUAUCGCUGUGCUCUAGUUAGCGGGGGAAAGGGAAGCAAGAUCAUAAUUACCACACGAAAUAAGAAUGUGGGGAUACUAAUGGGCGGGAUGACACCUUACCAUCUAAAGCAGCUAUCAAACAAUGAUUGCUGGCAGUUGUUCAAGAAACACGCAUUUGUAGAUGGUGACUCCAGUUCACACCCGGAACUGGAAAUAAUAGGCAAGGACAUCGUGAAGAAGUUGAAAGGUCUGCCACUAGCUGCAAAAGCAGUAGGCAGUUUACUAUGUACCAGGGAUGCAGAGGAAGAUUGGAAGAACAUAUUAAAGAGUGAAAUAUGGGAAUUGCCAUCAGACAACAUAUUGCCAGCUCUGAGAUUGAGUUACAGCCAUUUGCCAGCCACACUGAAGCGAUGUUUUGCGUUUUGUUCAGUGUUUCCCAAAGAUUAUGUCUUUGAGAAAAGAAGGUUGGUUCAAAUCUGGAUGGCCCUUGGAUUCAUUCAGCCUCAAGGAAGGGGAAAGAUGGAAGAAACUGGGAGUGGCUAUUUUGAUGAAUUACAAAGCAGAUCCUUCUUCCAAUAUCACAAAAGUGGAUAUGUAAUGCAUGAUGCCAUGCAUGACCUAGCACAGUCUGUCUCAAUUGAUGAAUUUCAAAGAUUGGAUGAUCCCCCGCACAGCAGCAGCCUUGAAAGAAGUGCCAGGCAUCUAUCAUUCUCUUGUGACAACAGAAGCUCGACCCAAUUUGAAGCUUUCCUUGGAUUUAAGAGAGCUCGCACACUUUUACUACUAAAUGGAUACAAAUCGAUAACAAGCUCUAUACCCGGUGAUCUGUUCCUCAAGUUGAAGUACCUUCAUGUGCUUGAUCUGAACCGACGAGACAUUACUGAGCUGCCUGAUUCUAUUGGUAACUUAAAAUUGCUUCGAUAUUUGAAUCUUUCAGGCACUGGAAUAGCAAUGUUGCCUUCAUCAAUUGGUAAGCUGUUCAGCCUGCAAACACUGAAGUUGCAAAACUGCCAUGCAUUAGAUUACCUCCCAAAGACCAUAACCAAUCUUGUAAAUCUUCGAUGGCUAGAAGCAAGAAUGGAAUUGAUCACUGGCAUAGCUGGAAUAGGGAACUUGACUUGCCUUCAACAGCUGGAGGAAUUUGUUGUCCGUAAGGACAAAGGAUACAAGAUCAAUGAAUUGAAGGCAAUGAAGGGGAUCACAGGACAUAUCUGCAUUAAGAAUCUUGAGAGUGUGGCUAGUGUGGAAGAGGCUAACGAAGCUUUGCUAAUGAAUAAGACAAACAUCAACAAUUUACACCUUAUAUGGUCUGAAAAGAGGCACUUGACUUCAGAAACAGUAGAUAAAGACAUAAAGAUACUUGAACACCUUCAACCACAUCAUGAACUCAGUGAGCUGACAGUCAAGGCCUUUGCAGGCUCAUACUUUCCAAAUUGGUUAAGUAAUCUAACUCAAUUGCAAACCAUCCACCUGUCUGACUGUACAAACUGUUCAGUUCUACCAGUGCUUGGAGUACUUCCCCUACUCACGUUUUUAGAUAUUGGGGGUCUCCAUGCCAUUGUUCACAUCAACCAAGAGUUUUCAGGAACCAGUGAAGUUAAGGGGUUUCCAUCACUGAAGGAACUCAUAUUUGAAGACAUGUCUAACCUAAAAGGUUGGGCUUCUGUACAAGAUGGUCAGUUGCUUCCAUUGCUCACAGAACUUGCAGUGAUUGACUGCCCAUUACUAGAAGAAUUCCCUUCUUUCCCAUCAUCAGUAGUGAAGCUCAAAAUUUCUGAAACUGGGUUCGCUAUUCUUCCAGAAAUACAUACUCCAAGCUCUCAAGUUUCAUCAUCAUUGGUAUGCCUGCAGAUUCAACAAUGCCCAAAUCUUACAUCAUUAGAGCAAGGACUGUUUUGCCAAAAAUUAUCAACACUGCAACAAUUAACCAUCACAGGCUGCCCAGAAUUAACUCACCUGCCAGUUGAAGGAUUCAGUGCCCUGACUGCUCUUAAGAGUAUUCAUAUCCAUGAUUGUCCGAAGCUGGAACCAUCCCAAGAACAUAGUUUGCUGCCCUCCAUGCUUGAAGAUCUACGCAUCAGCUCGUGCUCCAAUCUAAUCAAUCCUCUUCUUCGAGAGAUCGAUGAGAUAUCCUCAAUGAUAAAUCUUGCCAUAACUGAUUGUGCCGGCCUUCACUAUUUUCCAGUAAAGCUUCCUGCCACUCUGAAAAAGUUGGAGAUCUUCCAUUGUAGCAACCUAAGAUGCUUGCCUCCUGGCAUAGAAGCAGCAUCUUGUUUGGCAGCUAUGACCAUUUUGAACUGUCCUCUUAUACCAAGAUUGCCAGAACAGGGCCUCCCACAAUCACUGAAAGAAUUGUACAUCAAAGAAUGCCCACUGCUAACAAAGAGGUGCAAAGAAAAUGAUGGUGAAGAUUGGCCUAAAAUUGCUCAUGUACCAACCAUAGAGAUUGAAGAUUGUUAG
Messenger RNA from Sorghum bicolor (sorghum), 3417 nucleotides. Its product is annotated as putative disease resistance protein RGA3. Gene Ontology annotation, biological process: defense response to other organism. Gene Ontology annotation, molecular function: ADP binding. The transcript has a single exon. NCBI's taxonomy places the organism in Eukaryota, Viridiplantae, Streptophyta, Magnoliopsida, Poales, Poaceae. The coding region runs from base 88 to 3417 and encodes 1109 amino acids. The record is from RefSeq and is a predicted model, not a curated record.